AUGUCGAGCCGCGGGCGGCGGGACCGCGAUUCCCGGGACGCCCGCGGGGCCUCCACCUCCUCCGCCGCCUCCUCCGCCCGCGGCUCCUCCCGUAGCCGCCGUGACGCCGACGCCGAGCGGCCGCGGGGCCGGCGGGAUGCGGAGCGGGAGCGCUCACGGCGAGAGGCGGCGGAGGCGCUGCCGGUGGAUCUGGCGCGCGUCAAGCGGGAACCGGGCACCGGCACCGGCGUCUGGGGGGACUCGGGCACCGCCGCCCCCGCCGCGCCAGUGCGUGUGAAGCGGGAGCGGGAGCCAGACGGAGACUCCGACCCUGAGCCUGAGCCCGCCGUGCGCUAUGGGCGCUUUGAUCCAGAGGACCAGCGCAGCCGGCACUGCCCCUACCUGGACACCAUCAACAAGAGUGUCCUGGACUUUGACUUCGAGAAGCUGUGCUCCAUCUCCCUGUCCCACAUCAACGUCUAUGCCUGCCUCGUCUGCGGGAAGUACUUCCAGGGCCGCGGGCUGAAGUCACACGCCUACAUUCACAGUGUGCAGCUGAGCCACCACGUGUUUCUCAACCUGCACACACUCAAGUUCUACUGCCUGCCUGACAACUACGAGAUCAUAGACUCCUCGCUUGAGGACAUCACGUAUGUGCUCAAGCCUACCUUCACAGCCCAGCACAUCGCCCACCUGGACAAACAGGCCAAGCUGUCCCGGGCCUAUGAUGGCACCACAUACCUGCCUGGCAUCGUGGGGCUCAACAACAUCAAGGCCAAUGACUAUGCCAACGCUGUGCUCCAGGCCUUGUCUAACGUGCCUCCCCUGCGGAAUUACUUCCUGGAGGAGGAGAACUACCGGCGUAUCCAGCGCCCGCCCGGGGAUAUCAUGUUCCUGCUGGUGCAGCGCUUUGGGGAGCUCAUGAGGAAGCUCUGGAACCCCCGGAAUUUCAAGGCACAUGUGUCACCCCAUGAGAUGCUCCAGGCCGUGGUGCUCUGCAGCAAGAAGAACUUCCAGAUCACCAAGCAGGGGGAUGGGGUGGAGUUCCUGUCCUGGUUCCUGAACGCACUGCACGCGGCGCUGGGCGGCACCAAGAGGAAGAAGAAGACCAUUGUCACUGACGUGUUCCAGGGCUCCAUGCGCAUCUUCACCAAGAAGCUACCACACCCUGACCUGCCGGCAGAGGAGAAGGCGCAGCUGCUGCAGAACAGCGAGUACCAGGAGCGCAUGGUGGAGUCCACGUUCCUGUACCUGACCCUGGACCUGCCCACGGCGCCACUCUACAAGGACGAGAAGGAGCAGCUCAUCAUCCCCCAGGUGCCCCUGUUCAGCAUCCUGGCCAAGUUCAACGGCAGCACCGAGAAGGAGUACAAGACCUACAAGGAGAACUUCCUGAAGCGUUUCCAGCUGACACGCCUGCCCCCCUACCUCAUCUUCUGCAUCAAGCGCUUCACCAAGAACAACUUCUUUGUGGAGAAGAACCCCACCAUUGUCAACUUCCCCAUCACGAACGUGGACCUGCGGGAAUACCUGUCGGAGGAGGUGCAGGCCGCACACGCCCACACCACCUAUGACCUCAUCGCCAACAUCGUGCACGACGGGAAGCCCUCAGAGGGCUCCUACCGCAUCCACGUCCUGCACCAUGGCACAGGGAAGUGGUAUGAGCUGCAGGACCUGCAGGUGACUGACAUCCUGCCCCAGAUGAUCACCUUGUCUGAGGCCUACAUCCAGAUCUGGAAGCGACGUGAGGAGGAUGAGACCAACCAACAAGGCGCCUGAGACCCUUGGGGACACCCAGAAACCCCCUUGGGGACACCCCCAGCUCCCCCUUAGGGGUACCCUGAGACCCCUUUGGGAGCACCCCAAGCUCCCUUCUGGACAACCAGAGACUCGCAGGGACACCCGUGGCCCACCUGGGGGCACCUCCAUCCUCCCUGGCGUCACCCCGAGGUCCCCAGGGAACACCCAGACACCCCUGGGAGCACCCAAAACCCACCUGGGAACACCCCCAGUUCCCCUUGGAGGUGUUACCCCCAGUAAAUGCCACCCACUAUUUUUGUAA
Messenger RNA from Sturnus vulgaris (Common starling), 2041 nucleotides. It is a transcript of the gene USP39, whose product is annotated as ubiquitin specific peptidase 39. NCBI's taxonomy places the organism in Eukaryota, Metazoa, Chordata, Aves, Passeriformes, Sturnidae. Gene Ontology annotation, molecular function: cysteine-type deubiquitinase activity; zinc ion binding. The record is from RefSeq and is a predicted model, not a curated record. Gene Ontology annotation, biological process: protein deubiquitination; spliceosomal complex assembly; mRNA processing.